This is a messenger RNA of Cryptomeria japonica (Japanese cedar), 1588 nucleotides long. RefSeq names its product mannitol dehydrogenase. NCBI's taxonomy places the organism in Eukaryota, Viridiplantae, Streptophyta, Pinopsida, Cupressales, Cupressaceae. The transcript has 5 exons. Bases 83 to 1252 code for a protein of 389 amino acids. Gene Ontology annotation, biological process: lignin biosynthetic process. Gene Ontology annotation, molecular function: zinc ion binding; cinnamyl-alcohol dehydrogenase activity. The record is from RefSeq and is a predicted model, not a curated record.
CGCGUAAGCCACUUACAAAGUGGAAUGUCUUUUCUAUGCCAGCUGGAACUUUCUUAACCCACGAUUCCAACAAUAAAUAUGAAUGCAUCGCCACUGCUUUUCUGUAGAUGGUUGUGUGGUUACAUUUAAUUCUCAGAAGCUUUGUGUCAUCUAUUGUACCAGCAUCAAACCUUUGUUUUUCUUGAAAAUGGCGGAAAAAGGAUUUGAUGUUCAAGGAUGGGCGGCCAGAGAUCAAUCUGGCGUUCUUUCGCCAUUUAAUUUUACUCGCAGGAAGACUGGACCCAAUGACGUAACAUUCAAAGUUGCUUUCUGUGGCAUCUGUCAUUCCGAUUUGCACCAGCUCCGCAACGAUUGGCAUAACACCCAAUACCCAAUUGUACCAGGGCAUGAAAUCGUUGGGACUGUGACUGAAGUGGGAACACAAGUGAAGAAAUUUUCAGUGGGGGACCGUGUUGGAGUAGGAUGCCUGGUGGGCAGCUGCCAUAGCUGUGACAGCUGUGAAAAAGGGUUAGAGCAAUACUGUGACAAAAUUGUCUUCACCUACAAUUCUAUGGAUGUGGAUGGGUCUAUCACUUAUGGAGGCUACUCAUCUUUAAUGGUCUGUGACCAGAAGUUUAUAAUUAAGGUGCCAGAAAGCCUGCCAUUUGAUGCGGCUGCCCCAUUGUUAUGCGCUGGAAUAACUGUUUACAGCCCCAUGAAGUACUUUAGAAUGACAGAGAAGGGAAAUCGUUUGGGCGUAGUGGGUCUUGGCGGUCUGGGUCACAUGGCGGUUAAACUUGGCAAAGCCUUUGGCCUUCAUGUGACCGUCAUCAGUACAUCCCCAAACAAGGAAAAAGAAGCCAAAGAGGUAUUGGGGGCUGAUGAUUUCCUUAUCAGCAAAGAUGCGAAUCAGAUGAGGGAUGCAGCUAAAUCGCUGGAUUAUAUAAUUGAUACUGUAUCUGCUGAUCAUCCCUUGCCGCCAUUGCUCAAUUUGCUCAAAGUCAAUGGAAAGCUUGUUGUUGUUGGAAUUCCUAGUAAACCUCUACAAUUUCCUGCCACUAGUGUUAUAUUUGGACGGAGAUUAGUUGCAGGGAGCUCUAUUGGCGGAAUUGAGGAAACGCAGGAGAUGAUGGAUUUCUGUGCAGACCACAACAUUUCAUGCACCAUAGAAAAGAUAUCUAUUGAUUAUGUCAACACAGCAAUCGAAAGGCUGGAGAAGGGAGAUGUUAAAUAUCGAUUUGUUAUUGACAAUUCUGAGAGUUCUAAAGUUUAAAAUCAUCAUAGUAGGAAAAAAAAUAAAAAUUAAGUAAUCGGGAUUCAGUUUGAUCGGAUCUAAACAAGAGAUACAUAACGUCAAGUUUCUACCAAUUCCAGAUGAAUUGGAAGAUGAGUUAGAUUAGUGUUGAGAUUUAAUUACAGAAACAUUUAGAUUAAAAACUUUAAAAUUUGGAGAGAGAAAUACAGUAGAAUGACAGUGUUUGGAAUCAUGUAAUAACAAGUCUUAAUACAUGAAUAUUGAUAAAAUUAGAUGGCAGAGCUGUGUAUUUUUCAAUUUUAUAAUGAUUCACUAUAACCCAUCAUUAAUUAUGAAGGGUAUAUUGAUUACAAA